AUGGUGGGUAUGAUAGAUAGGCAAGGCUUAGCAUCACCACUACACGGCAACCUCACUGAUAUUUCACCUGGCACUCGAUGGGCUGAAAACGGUGUUACUGUAGUCGGUGGCAAUGGACAUGGUACAAGACUCGAGCAACUAUCUGAACCACACGGACUUUAUGUUGAUGAAGAUAACACUAUCUUUGUCGCUGACACUGCAAAUCACCGUAUCGUGGCAUGGAAGUAUGGUGAGACGAGUGGUAUCUUGGUAGCUGGUGGAAAUGGUGAAGGAGACCGAAACGAUCAGCUGAAUCGUCCUACAGCUGUGAUUGUACAUAAAGAGAGUGACAGUAUCAUCAUCUGCGACAGGAAUAAUCGACGAGUGAUGCAAUGGCCUCGUCAUGGUGGCACGACUGGGAAAAUAAUCAUGUCGGGAUUCGACUGUUAUAGCUUGACGAUGAAUAAUCAGGGAUUUCUUUAUGUCUCUUCGCCUGGCGAGAAUCUUAUUCGACGAUUUCGGCUGGGUGAGAGUCAUGUGACAGUAGUAGCGGGUGGGAAUGGAAAAGGUGAUGGCCUUCAUCAACUUCAUUUACCUUACUACAUCUUUGUCGACAGAGAUAAUGCAUUGUAUGUGUCGGACAAACAAAAUAAUCGUGUAAUGAAGUGGGUGGAGGGUGAGUCAGAAGGUAGUAUCGUGGCCGGUGAUCAAGGCUAUGGGAAUGAUCUGACACAAUUAUGUGGUCCUCAAGGAGUGGUUGUCGAUCAAUGUGGCACUGUCUAUGUCGCAGAGCUUUGGAAUCAUCGAAUAAUGCGUUGGCCUAAAGAUGCAAUACGGGGAAGAAUCCUUGCAGGCAAAAAUUGUGAAGGAGACCAAGCGAAUCAGCUGAAUAAUCCAGAGGGCUUAUCAUUUGAUCGAUACGACAAUCUCUAUGUUGUCGACCGAUUAAAUAAUCGAGUUCAAAGAUUCAAUAUCGAAAAGAGUCAUACAUCAUCAUCAGCAGCAGUGACUAGGCGGGACAAGACGGCAGAGUUAUUCAAUACCAGUGUAACUAGUGAGUAG
Rotaria sp. Silwood2 is the source of this 1041-nucleotide messenger RNA. The record is from the annotation of a GenBank genome assembly. Lineage: Eukaryota; Metazoa; Rotifera; Eurotatoria; Philodinida; Philodinidae.